This is a messenger RNA of Anopheles coluzzii, 2553 nucleotides long. RefSeq lists its product as uncharacterized. The coding region runs from base 1 to 2442 and encodes 813 amino acids. Gene Ontology annotation, biological process: DNA integration. Gene Ontology annotation, molecular function: nucleic acid binding. Lineage: Eukaryota; Metazoa; Arthropoda; Insecta; Diptera; Culicidae. The transcript has 2 exons. The record is from RefSeq and is a predicted model, not a curated record.
AUGGGUUCUAACUAUUUUAAAGAUUUUGAAGAUCUAUUUUUAGAUGAACCAGGAUGCUGCAAGAAAGGAAGAAUCCAGUUGGUCCUAAAAGAAGGCGCGAUACCAGUUUUUCGUCCUAAGAGACCGGUGGCGUACGCUAUGAUGGCAGCUGUUAAUGGAGAAUUGGAUCGGCUGGAGCGAGAGGGAAUUAUCACCCCCGUAGAUUAUUCGUCAUGGGCCGCGCCUAUUGUGGUAGUGCGCAAGGCCAACGGAUCAAUACGCAUCUGUGGAGACUAUUCUACGGGGCUGAACGACGCGUUGCAACCCCAUCAGUAUCCGAUUCCACGCCCUGAAGACAUUUUUACCGCAUUAGGACAGUCGAAAAUUUUUAGUCAGAUAGACCUAUCAGACGCUUUUCUCCAAGUAGAGGUAGAGGAAAAUUGCCGCGAGCUCCUUACCGUGAAUACCCAUAGGGGUUUAUAUGUAUACAAUCGCCUUCCACCCGGUAUAAAAUCUGCGCCAGGGGCCUUCCAGCAACUCAUGGACACUAUGUUGUCGGGAUUGAAUGAUGUGGCCGCAUACCUGGAUGAUAUCGUAGUAGGUGGAGUUGAUGAAACCACACACAGACAAAAUCUGCGAGCAGUGUUUACCAGACUGCGUGAGCAUGGGUUUAAGAUUAGACGAGAGAAAUGUACGUUUAUGAAAAAGGAGAUAAAGUAUUUAGGACAUAUUUUGGAUCGUAACGGUUUGCGACCAGACCCUACUAAGGUUGAGGCUAUACUCAAGAUGCCGGCUCCAAAACAGCUAUCUGAGGUGCGAUCCUUCUUAGGUGCAAUCAAUUUUUACGGUCGAUUUGUACCACAAAUGCGCAAUCUGCGGUAUCCCUUGGAUGAGUUGUUGAAAAAGGAAGGGGCAUUUCAGUGGACUCCUGAGUGUCAAAAUGCUUUUCAAAUGUUCAAACGAAUUUUAAAAUCUGAUCUACUUUUGACACAUUACGACCCAAGUAAAGAAAUUAUAGUAGCUGCUGAUGCUUCUUCUGUAGGAGUCGGAGCGACGAUUAGCCAUCGCAUGGAGGAUGGAACCUUGAAAGUAGUACAGCACGCAGCAAGAGCAUUGACAAAAGCAGAAAUGAACUACAGUCAGCCAGAUCGCGAGGGUUUAGCCGUGAUAUUUGCUGUUACAAAGUUCCACCGCAUGAUUUAUGGGCGUAGAUUCAUGUUACAAACGGAUCAUGCUCCGCUGUUAAGAAUUUUCGGUGCACGCACAGGUAUACCAAUUUACACAGCAAAUAGGCUCCAGCGUUGGGCUUUAACGUUGCUGCUAUAUGAUUUUAAAAUUGAGUACGUGCCAACAGACAAAUUUGGUAACGCUGAUAUAUUGUCCCGACUGAUAGAAGAACACGAGCACCCAGAAGAAGAUUAUGUUAUAGCGAGCAUCGAAUUAGACAAUGACAUGAAUGCUAUUAUAGAUAACGUAACUAAAGCAAUGCCGCUAACAUAUAGCGAUGUUAGGGAAGCAACUAAAAGAGAUCCUACGUUGACAAAAGUAUCAAAGUACAUUCAGGAAGGUUGGCCUCAGAGAAAAUCAAACGACAUAAUAUUGAGAAGCUUCCAGACACGAAGCGAAGCAUUAAGCACACUUAGAGAAUGCAUCUUAUUCGGAGAGCGAUUGGUCGUUCCAGAAGCAUUGCGUAGGAAAUGUUUGAGACAACUACACCUUGGACACCCCGGAAUACAGCGUAUGAAGUCACUGGCGCGAAGCUAUGUUUACUGGCCUGGUUUAGACUCGGAAAUAGAUGAGUUAGUGAAGUCGUGUCCACAGUGCGCAGCAGCAGCAAAAUCUCCUCCACAUAGUACGCCAAUAGCCUGGCCCACUACGUCUGCUCCGUGGCAAAGAGUGCAUGUGGAUUAUGCGGGACCAAUCGAUGGAUUUUAUUAUCUCCUUGCAAUCGAUUCUUUCUCAAAGUGGCCAGAGAUAGUGCAAACGACCAAAAUCACGACUCAAGCAACGAUUCGUAUUUUACGUGGAUUAUUCGCAAGGCUGGGUAUGCCGAAUGUACUAGUUAGUGACAAUGGCACUCAGUUCUCAAGUGCGGAAUUUGGAGAAUUCUGUACCACAAACGGGAUAGAACAUAUUAGAACCGCUCCUUACCACCCCCAGUCGAAUGGACAGGCGGAGCGAUUCGUAGACUCUCUUAAGCGAGGGCUAAAAAAAAUCAGCGAGGGAGGAGCAUCGGUCCAAGAGUCACUGGACAUCUUCUUAUUGAUGUAUAGAAGCUCACCCAAUAGGCAGUUAGAAAACGGCAAAUCACCAGCGGAACUGAUGCUUGGGAGAAGAAUGCGUACCUGCAUGGAAUUGCUUCGUAUACCUCCCGAGUCUGAACCAGAAUCUCCCGUGCCUCAACAACGCGUUCGCUGUUUCAAACGAGCACAUACACACCGUUUAAACGUGCCUUGGAUAUGAGUAUCUUGAUGGAUGGUAACGUGGCUAUAACCAGACCAGACCCGGCUCCAAAUGUCUGCGCGCAACCGUCCGAUUCGACACUAGCAAGCGCAGCAGCUACGUGCUCGCCAA